CGGAUGGAGCUCCCCCCCCCUCCCAGUUAUGUCAUUACUUCAGUUCCUUUGAAUCAGAAUAAAAAGUGCAGCAAACUUCAGACUCAUUGACUGCAGGCUUAACAAGCGCCGGGGCUUUUCUCCUCUCUGCAGCUUGCAAGGAUCUUUGGAUUUUGCAACAGUUCCAAGAAAACAAUGGCCAAGUUCUCCUUAUGGGCAACUUUUGGAUUAUGUCUGCUGAAGCUCUGUCUAACAGAAACAGAAUUCAAUGUAAGCUGCAGAUACGGAGGAGUUUUUCAUGUSGAGAAAAAUGGUCGCUACAGUCUCACACGAUCUGAAGCAGUCGAACUCUGCAGAGCUCUCAACAGCACCUUGGCAACACUAGAGCAGCUGAGGACAGCUCAUGAGCUUGGAUUUGAAACCUGCAGGUAUGGUUUUGUAGUGGGGUAUGUUGUUAUCCCUCGGAUCAAUCCCUACCAUCUUUGUGCAGCAAAUAAAACUGGCAUUUACAGACUUCCAGCAAACACAACUGAUCGGUAUGAUGCUUACUGCUACAAUGCAACAGAAACACAGGAAAAAACAUGUGAGCCAGUUGAAAGAAUAGAUAUUUCUUUACUCAGUAAUCAGGAUGAAACAGUCAUUGACAAUGCAGAUGGCUCCCGUUACAACGCCGAUGGCACGCGCCACAGCGGCGGAGAAUCCUCAACCUCAGGGGUGGAUGAUGAGAACGCAGGCAGUGGAUCCACUCAUGAGACAACUCCCGUGGAUACCUCCAUCAGGAGAUCCAGCCCCUCAUAUUAUGGAAGCCCUACUCCGGUCUCACAGCUGCCAGAUCAUACUUCUGGAGGAGGGGAAAAAGGAAUUMUUGGAAAAGAUUAUGAUAACGAAUUUCCAUCUCUAUCACCGGACGUCACUUCAGAGACCGAGGCUGGUGAUUACCAUGAAAAAUAUGAUGGACAGUAUCCUGCCAGUCCUACUGUGAACUCACAACACGAAACACUUCUGGGAAUCACCACACAAAAUCAUUGGARCCCCACCUUUACUGAUGAAGAGGAGUACUCUCCUAGCUCUGCCAGCAGGGUACUAGUUACAAGUGAAAAUGAAAAACACCAAGGACCAACCCAGCAUCCAGUAUUACACAGCAUUCAUUCUGGAGGGAUCACUCAAGAGCAAAAUCCUGCAAACACCACUGGCAGUAUUGAACAACAGGAAUUUACUAUUGCAGGCGAAAAUUAUUUUGGAAAGGAAACUUCUCCUACAGCUAUGGUCCYCAGCCAAGGGGCCACACAGAAUGACUCAGCACAAGAGCCGUGGGUGUAUCCAGGCUGGCACGAGGGAGAGGAUUAUGCCACACAGCCAGCGGAUAGAGUAACGGAUAGAGCUAUUCCUUCCAGAGGGAACGCUUGGGAAAGACACUCUGCCACUACAGCCGUUGCCUCUCCUGAYGGUGCCCACCASACAGACCCAACUCCAUCACCUCUGCCUGCAGACAGUGAGCCAGGACAGGGCACUGAUGGCAUCACAAACCCCAAAGAUGCCCCCAGGGUUGAAGUUCUCCACAGGACCACAGCCACUGUGACCGAMACUGUCACRUCCUCCACCGACAUUCUGGCACCGGAAGAUGUCACCCAAGAAGUGUGGGCACCCCACCUUGUCACAGCUGUUUCCUCCCCUGAUGGUGCCCACCACGCAGACCCAACUCCACCACCUCUGCCUGCAGACAGUGAGCCAGGACAGGGCACUGAUGGCAUCACGAAUCUCACGGAUGCCCCCGAGGAUGAAUUCUUUCACAGGACCACAGCCACUGUGACCGACACUGUGACAGAGUCUGUGGAUGAUGCUGACCAAGAGAAAGCGACCCAGGAGCCUCUGGCACCGGGCRCUGUGCCUGGAAGGGAAGAGGAACAGGUGAACACCACAGAUGGCUCCCAUGUUCAUGGCAUACCUGGAGURUUUUCAGACAUUGAAGACCGCUUUGUUCCCUUUCAGACUCCUCUUACUCCCAGCUCUACCUCCAGUGUAUAUGGUAACCAAAGACCACACAAGGGCGAGUUUGAAUCCACGACUUCCCCUGGAGAGACCACCACAACAAAAGUAGCUACACAGCCAAGGUCGGCCCCUGUUCCAGAGUGGCUGAUCAUCGUCGCAGCUCUCGUGGCGCUGGCGCUGGUCCUCGCAGUGUGCAUCGCUGUCAACAGCCGCAGGAGGUGUGGGCAGAAGAAAAAGCUGGUGAUUAACAAUGGCAAAGGGGCAGUGGAGGACAGGAAGACAAGUGAAUUAAAUGGAGAUGUCAGCAAAUCACAAGAAAUGGUGCAUUUGGUUCAUAAAGAGCAGUCAAAUGACCGAACACAAGCAUGUGACGAAUUCCUGACUGUUAAUGAAACACAAAACCAUCACGAGUUUGACAUGAAGACUGGAGUGUAAUGGCACCACACUGCCAAAGCAGAUCAGGGCUGGGGAAAUCAAAAUCAYGUGGAACUUGAACAGGAAUUCACAGAUGCACUGUGCUACUGAUGUCUUUUGAACAUAAAUAUAACUUCUAUUUCUUUUCAAUCACUUUGCAAUGAUGCCUGAGUUUAAAAAUUGACAUGUGCUUUCUGAAAUACACCCCCAAGAGUUGCAUAAGGCUCUCAGUUCCCAGUCCCUACACAGAGGACUCUCUCCUGGAUAUUAGGAGGCAUACAAGUUUACAUCAUUAUUCCCCAGAUGGAAGUUCUUCACUGUGUGGAGCUAAAGAAAUAUCCAGUCACUCCAUCUUGCAGAUAUUUAAGGUACUAAAUAUGCCAUGGUACAGAAGCAAGUGAAGAAAAAUGUCAACAGUAAAAAAAUCAAGUUUAAACCCAAAAGGCAUCUUCUACAAUGUCUGAAACAUCAGAAUCCUUCAGAAAUGCCUUCCAGCAGGAAGAGCAGUGGGUGCUGCCAGUAUAAACAAAAAGUGACAUUUUAUGAUUAUGUAUGGCUUGAUCUGUGAUGAGGGAAACCCAGAAGGACAAAAUUUAUUUAUCUCUAUUUUUAAAUGUCUAUGGGCACACAGCAAGUUUUCUCGGGAGGGACACAGAGAGAUGAAAGCGUGAGCUGAUCCUUAAUAAACUUCUAUACUUUAUUAUCCUAGGAACCUUUACAAUUAUCCUUGAGUUUUUGAGAUAUUCAUUGCUCUCCUGUCUCCCUCAUUCAUUGGUCCAAGUUUGUGCAUGUUUUUAAUGAGUCUGUUAGUUAAGAUAACAAAUAAAACUAAAUGACCCCAGCUCUAUUAUAUAUGCACAAAUCAAGCAAUUGAGGUCACUAGGGAAGCUGGCAUUAUUUUGUUCCUGAAGAAUAGGUCUCUAUAUUCUGCUCCAUUUUACUUAGGAGAUGCUGAGCCUAUUAAUUUUUUCCCCUGUAACUAUUAUAUUAUACCAGAUUGCUGAUAUUUUAAAAGUUGCUUUUCUGUGAUCUUGCUCAUUUCCUCAGAAUUCUAUUUCAUCCACAUUUUUUCUGUCUGCUUUUUUAAAAACACCAAAAGAAACAUCGCUUGCUUGUUGGUACCUGAAGCUCAAAUCUGCAGAAAAGAUCAAAGCAAAUGCAAGGAAACUCUCCCAGCCWUGUAAAAUAGUAGAGUAGCUGCACUGCAUUGUUACAUGCUUUUGUUAUGUCCUUUCGUGUCUGUUUGUUUAYGUAAAGUAUUUGUACUAAGCUAUGAUGCUGUGCAUUAUAUUGAUAUGAAUUGUCAGGAAAAGAAUUACUUAUUACCAGUGGUCUGUGCCAUUUUUAAGAAAGYGUGUUGGAAUGGAGGGAGAAUGAUAACUUCUAAUUGGACUGCCCCCAGGAAAUGCAAGGAAAAGCCUUGGUCUGUGUCAGCUGUGGGGUGUGGAUGGUCUGUAGCAGGUUAUUCAAGGGUUCUGUUCCCUGACCACAGCCCCUGUCUUUGAAACUGCUCUGCUAAAGUGUGUUAGUUUGUGUUCUCCAUCUGAAGCAGUCUGGAGGAUGAGUAUUCAGCUGGCUAGAUCCUGACUUUAGCUAGAACUGAUCUUCACUGGAACAUAAAGCACAGGACAGUUGAUUAUAUUUGUGAGUCACAGCCCUCCAGCAGUUCCCCAUGUGCUUCAUGGAAAUGCUCAAGUGCCCUGGAAUCUGCUGGCAGAUCUCCUCAGGGCAAUUUACACCUGGGCACAAAGUCCAAGACAAGGUGAUGUCUYAAAAGACACAUAGGAUGUUGUCUGACUUUAUGUAGGUCAGAUAUUUCAUCUACGAACAGUGCAUUGAUUUUUGUUUGAUGUUUUUAAGCAAGUUUUUCUAUUUCUCAUUAUAAAUCAAAAUGAACUGUUGAAGGCUGUGUUUAAACUGAUGGUAGGUACUCAUUCCACUAAGUAUGGAGAUCCAGGAUAAUAAUUAYUCCUCUCUUUAAAUCCUAUCUGAGUAUAGGUUUCAGCAAAAAAGACUUAUUUCAUAGUCUUGGAAGCUAAAUUUCUCUUUUUAAAAAAAUGAAAAAUCUGUCGCAGGUUAUUCAUCUCCCUAUUCAGAUGUUGAAUGAAGAAAUGCACAAAUUUCUUCCUAAUUUAUCUUAUAUUGAGUAGCUAUAAAAGCACAGACAACACUGUUUGGGUUCUUUAUAUAUUUUUAAAUGGGAGAUGCUCAAGAGUCAAUGCCAUUAUUUUAUAUAUGCUGAUUCUUUUUAGAGUAUGUCCUGUGCCUUGUGUAAUUGUUUCAUUAUAGUUUCAAGACUAGAUGGCCAUUUCAUAUGUGUAAUAUAGUACAUAUUUUUUAUUAAUCUUGCUUUUAUUAUGAGGGGUUAUUUGUUGUGUGUAUGUAUUUUUAUAUAGAGCACUUGAUAUAUUUGCAUAUUUAUUUAACAGAUUAAUCAGAAUGAAAGAAAAUCUCAUCUCUAAAUUGUAACUAGAAAUAGUAUUGCUAAAAACACAUCGGACUUUAAAAUAAGCUUCCAAAAUAAACCUGAUUCCACUCUGAGGAUAAAAUGUAAGACCAGAAAUUAGUGGGAGAGAAGUGUCCAGCAGGAUAGUUGUGUUGAGUGCUGUGAUCAUUUUUUUCUGCUUGAGAAUUCCAAGCCAGGCUGAGGUGAAUGCUGUGUGACCUUGUCUGCUCUGCCAGCCCCCCGUGGGCUCCACAGAUGUUCUGAGGGUUGGUGCUGAACUCAGCUUUCCCCCAGAAGGAGACAACAACUCGGUUCAAUUUGAGAUCAGCCCCGUGAGAUCUCGACAAGCAUUCCUGGCUCACUGAACCCACAGCAUUUGGAGAGCUCAGCACCCAGCAAGGUCCAGCCCUUCCUGCAGGGUGCUGACAGGCAAACUGUGUCCUGGKCUGUGCUUGGUGCCCUGGAAGAAUGAGGAGCUCUCCUAAAGAUGCUAAGGAGAUCAGACCCUGCGAUCAGCUUGUGCUAUUCCUUUGUCUUGGAAAAUUUCAAAUAAAUGUGAUGCAGAUCAGUGGAGAUACUGCCUAAAGCAGCAAGCAUAUUCAAGAGGAAGAUGAUUGUAUGUUUUGUGAGAAAGUAAUAUUUUCAUGAAGCAAUGCAAGCUGACUGUUUAAUCUGUAUUUUCUUGAAGAUCUGAAAAGGAAWGUUUGAUUAAAGCAGAGAAAGGA
Molecule: messenger RNA, 5553 nt
Organism: Malurus melanocephalus (red-backed fairy wren)
Lineage: Eukaryota; Metazoa; Chordata; Aves; Passeriformes; Maluridae
Gene: CD44
Product: CD44 molecule (Indian blood group)
Exons: 15
Coding region: 175-2403 (742 amino acids)
Biological process (GO): positive regulation of ERK1 and ERK2 cascade; inflammatory response; cell adhesion
Cellular component (GO): basolateral plasma membrane; plasma membrane; macrophage migration inhibitory factor receptor complex
Molecular function (GO): cytokine receptor activity; hyaluronic acid binding
Source: RefSeq, a predicted model, not a curated record